UUUGUGUGUUUCUCCCGAUGGAAUGGUUUCUCUUGGCGACAUCUGUGUGUGAUGGUCCUUUGAACCCGUUUCUAUCGACGAGAGGAAUGUCAAGUGCUGUUGUCGGAUUGUGUCACGUUUUGGGUUUUAGAUGAUUUGAGUCUCAACUUUUCUCUGCAAUGUGAUCCCAUAGCGGAGUGGAUAUCGCGUUAGACUCCGAAUCUAAAGGUCGUGGGUUCGAUCCCACUGGGAUCAUUUGUUUUCCAUGCUUUUUGUGCCUUUUUUAUCAAUCAACUUGUUCUCUAAGCAAUGAUCAAUUGAAUUUAGGUCUAGCUCUAGUUGUGUUUAUGGAGCUCAGCUGUAUGUUGUUGUUUACCGUUAUGAAUUGCAAUGCAAUUUAGUGUAGUUAAUACAUUUUCUUUCUAUGUGAAGUUUGUGUUUGGUUAAAUGGUCAAGUAAGUGGAACGAUCUGGGUGUUCCUUAGAUAAAAGAAGAACACUGACUCAGUUUAGUGUUACAAAAGGGUUGUUUAUUCUGUUUUGUUGUUUAUUGAUGAAACAAUAAUUGUUUUGCUCAGAUGUUGUUUGUGUCGGUGUGCAGAUGAUCGACGAUCAAGACUUGGGGUUUAUAGUCAAUUUUCUCGGCGUCUCCAUCUUCGCCUUGGUAAUUGCUUAUCAUUACGUAGCUUCUGAUCCCAAGUACGAGGCGACUUGA
Messenger RNA from Brassica napus (rape), 693 nucleotides. Its product is annotated as dolichyl-diphosphooligosaccharide--protein glycosyltransferase subunit 4A-like. The transcript has a single exon. The record is from RefSeq and is a predicted model, not a curated record. NCBI's taxonomy places the organism in Eukaryota, Viridiplantae, Streptophyta, Magnoliopsida, Brassicales, Brassicaceae. The coding region runs from base 580 to 693 and encodes 37 amino acids.